This is a messenger RNA of Dunckerocampus dactyliophorus (ringed pipefish), 12366 nucleotides long. It is a transcript of the gene atp2b3b, whose product is annotated as ATPase plasma membrane Ca2+ transporting 3b. The record is from RefSeq and is a predicted model, not a curated record. The coding region runs from base 1011 to 5024 and encodes 1337 amino acids. Gene Ontology annotation, cellular component: intracellular membrane-bounded organelle; membrane. Gene Ontology annotation, biological process: calcium ion transmembrane transport; regulation of cytosolic calcium ion concentration. The transcript has 28 exons. NCBI's taxonomy places the organism in Eukaryota, Metazoa, Chordata, Actinopteri, Syngnathiformes, Syngnathidae. Gene Ontology annotation, molecular function: ATP binding; PDZ domain binding; P-type calcium transporter activity.
AGGCUCCUGUGCGCGCGCGGGCUCCUCCUCCAGAGAUGUCGCAGGAGCAUCUCCUGUCAGCGCGGCCUUUCUUUGCUCCUUUUCUUUUCUUUGACACUUCACCGCAUUGGGCCCCGUCAUUUUAAGCAUCAGCAUCAGCAACACUCAUCGUCGUCACUGGCGCCGCAGAACUCGGCCGACCAACGGUCAGGUGACAGCGCGGAGUGGAAUAUUCAUCAGCACCGUCCUCGUCUUUCAUCCCCUUUCCUCCAUCGGACUGUAGGCUGCUGCAGCAGCCCCGCUCGGUCCUCCACCAGCACCUCCUCCUCCUCCUCCUCCACCGCCGCCACGACCCCUCUCUCCUCCCGCCCUCCUGUGCAUCCUCUCUCAUCCGGGCCGGGACGUUCUCCGCUCCGCGCACACGCAAGAUUAACUGGGGAUUGUGGCUCUGCGCCCGACCGCCCACUGAUGCUGAUGUCCUUGAGCUCGGCCUGCACGGUCACAGUGGAGCAGCACUAGCCACCUUGGAUCUGCAUUCACUUCCUGUGUCUAACUUAUCAGCUAACUUUGGCCCCCCUCUCCAUCUGUCAAUCAUCCCUUUAUCCCCGCCGGCGUGUGCAUCAGCCUGCCGUCCAUGGACUGGCUGUGAACCUGGAGGGAGGGGGACAGGCGAGACGAAGGCGAACAAAGCUGGAUUCGUUCAGAUAUCACGCUUUUGAAGUGCUCCUGCUCACUGUUUUUCAUCCCCCUCACCCUCCUCCUCCUCCUCCAGUGAUGGAGAAGUGAAGGAGCAGAGGAAGGCUAGACUGACACAAGGAGAAAACACAACCAGCGCCACUUUGUUCGACAAAAGGCUGUUGAAGUGUAUGAGGAUAAUUAUACGGUUUUGAAUAAGAAAUCAAAGUAGGGGUGAGACAGGCUGUUGAGCACAUGAACAAGCUGUCAGGGAGCACACGAGCGGGUCACUGAGCUGAGGACAGACAAGGAAGGAGGUGGGGAAGGAGGAACACAACAUAAAUCAACCUUGUGUCAUGUCAACAACAGCGACAAUGGGCGAAAUGGCAAACAGCGCAGUGGAGUUUUACCCCAAAGGAACUCGGGGAGGAGGAAGAGAGGAUGGAAGCCGUGGAGCGGGAGACUUUGGGGUCACGUUGAAGGAACUGAGGGAGCUGAUGGAGCUCAGGGGGGCUGACGCCCUGCAAAAAAUCCAGGACAGCUAUGGAGACACAGAGGGGCUCUGCCAGAGACUACAGUCCAGCACAACUGACGGUCUCAGUGGGGACCCAGCAGACUUGGAGCGUCGCGGUCAGACCUACGGCCAAAACUUUAUUCCCCCAAAGAAGCCCAAGACUUUUCUUGAGCUUGUGUGGGAGGCCCUGCAAGAUGUCACACUUAUCAUUUUGGAGAUUGCCGCCAUCAUCUCCCUCGCCCUCUCUUUCUACCAGCCUCCUGGAGACGAAACCGAGUCAUGUGGCAACGUGUCAGCAGGAACAGAGGAUGAAGGCGAGGGGGAGGCCAAUUGGAUCGAGGGUGCUGCCAUUCUGCUCUCGGUUGCCUGUGUUGUCCUGGUGACGGCUUUCAAUGACUGGUCCAAAGAGAAGCAGUUCCGGGGUCUACAGAGCCGAAUCGAGCAGGAACAAAAGUUCACCGUGGUACGGAAAGGAAAUGUCAUCCAGAUUCCUGUGGCUGACAUGGUGGUGGGGGAUAUGGCCCAGGUCAAAUACGGGGACCUGCUACCAGCUGAUGGUAUCUUAGUCCAGGGUAACGAUCUGAAGAUAGAUGAGAGUUCUCUAACAGGAGAAUCUGACCACGUACGCAAAUCUGUGGACAAGGACCCCAUGCUGCUCUCAGGUACUCAUGUGAUGGAGGGCUCAGGCCGCAUGUUGGUGACGGCUGUUGGCGUCAACUCGCAGACAGGCAUCAUCUUCACUCUGCUUGGGGCUGGAGAUGUGGAGGAAGAUGGUAAAGAAAAGAAAGAGGACAGUACUCAGUUGCUCAUCACCACAGAUGCAAGUUACAGCACAGUCACCAAUGGAAAACAACCCGAUGGCGCUGUGGAGAACAACCAGAACAAAGCCAAAAAGCAGGAUGGGGGUGUCGCCAUGGAGAUGCAGCCCUUAAAGAGCGCAGAGGGAGGAGAAGUAGAGGACAGAGAGAAGAAGAAGACCAAUGUACCGAAGAAGGAGAAGAGUGUCUUGCAGGGCAAGCUCACCAAGCUGGCGGUUCAAAUUGGGAAAGCAGGUUUAGUGAUGUCCGCCAUCACUGUCAUCAUCCUCGUGCUCUACUUUGUCAUCGACACCUUUGUUGUCGAAGGUCAUGCGUGGGUAACAGAAUGCACUCCAGUCUACAUUCAAUACUUUGUCAAGUUCUUCAUCAUUGGAGUCACUGUGUUGGUGGUGGCUGUACCAGAGGGUUUACCUCUCGCUGUCACCAUCUCUCUGGCUUACUCUGUCAAGAAAAUGAUGAAGGACAACAACCUUGUGCGCCAUCUGGAUGCAUGUGAGACCAUGGGCAAUGCUACAGCCAUCUGCUCUGACAAGACUGGCACCCUCACCACCAACCGAAUGACUGUGGUACAGGCUUAUGUAGGUGAUGUGCACCACCGUGUGAUCCCAGACCCUGGUCAGAUCAACCCCCGGACACUGGAUCUAUUAGUCAAUGCUAUCGCCAUCAACAGUGCCUACACCUCCAAGAUCUUACCACCGGAUGUGGAGGGAGGUCUGGCUAAGCAGGUGGGCAACAAGACCGAGUGUGGCCUCCUUGGAUUUGUAUUAGACCUACAGCAAGACUAUACACCUGUCAGAGAGCAGAUCCCUGAGGAAAGACUCUACAAGGUGUAUACCUUUAACUCAGUGCGUAAAUCCAUGAGCACAGUGAUCAAGCUGCCAGAUGGAUCUUUCCGUCUCUACAGCAAGGGAGCCUCAGAGAUCAUGCUGAAAAAGUGUUCUUACAUACUUGAUGCCAAUGGAGAAGCUCGGAGUUUCCGCCCACGUGACAGAGAUGAGAUGGUCAAACAGGUGAUUGAGCCGAUGGCAUGUGAAGGACUGAGGACCAUCUGCAUUGCCUAUCGUGACCUGCCUUCCAAUCCAGAGCCAGAGUGGGAUAACGAGGCAGAAAUAGUGACAGAGUUGACUUGCAUCACUGUGGUUGGGAUUGAAGAUCCAGUACGACCUGAGGUACCCGAAGCCAUCCGAAAGUGUCAGCGUGCGGGCAUUACUGUGCGGAUGGUGACUGGUGAUAACAUUAACACAGCCAGGGCCAUUGCUGCCAAAUGUGGAAUCAUCCACCCUGGGGAUGACUUUAUCUGUCUCGAGGGCAAAGACUUCAACCGACGAAUCAGGAACGAGAAAGGAGAGAUUGAACAGGAACGGAUUGACAAAAUUUGGCCCAAACUGCGUGUGUUGGCUCGGUCUUCACCAACAGACAAACAUACUCUCGUCAAAGGCAUCAUUGACAGUAGCAUUAUAGAACAGAGGCAAGUGGUCGCAGUGACAGGUGACGGAACCAAUGACGGACCAGCUUUGAAGAAGGCUGAUGUUGGCUUUGCCAUGGGCAUCGCGGGGACAGACGUGGCUAAAGAGGCAUCUGACAUCAUCUUGACUGAUGACAACUUCAGCAGCAUUGUCAAGGCGGUGAUGUGGGGACGAAACGUCUAUGACAGCAUCUCCAAGUUCCUGCAGUUCCAGCUCACAGUGAACGUAGUGGCUGUCAUCGUGGCUUUCACCGGGGCCUGCAUCACUCAGGACUCCCCUCUGAAGGCAGUGCAAAUGCUGUGGGUGAACCUCAUCAUGGACACGUUUGCUUCUCUUGCCCUGGCCACUGAACCCCCCACUGAGGCACUGUUGCUAAGGAAACCUUACGGUCGUAACAACCCGCUCAUUUCGCUCACCAUGAUGAAAAACAUCCUGGGCCACGGAGUGUACCAACUAGUCAUCAUCUUCACCCUGCUCUUCAUAGGCGAGCGCAUGUUCAACAUUGACAGCGGCCGCAACGCUCCGCUCCACUCUCCACCAUCCGAGCACUACACCAUCAUCUUCAACACAUUUGUCCUCAUGCAGCUCUUCAAUGAGAUCAACGCACGCAAGAUCCACGGGGAGCGAAAUGUCUUUGAUGGCAUAUUUUCCAACCCCAUCUUCUGCUCUAUUGUUCUGGGGACCUUUGCAGUGCAGAUUGUGAUUGUGCAGUGGGGAGGGAAGCCAUUCAGCUGUGCACCGCUCAACAUGGAGCAGUGGCUUUGGUGUCUGUUUGUCGGAGUUGGAGAGCUGCUCUGGGGUCAGGUUAUUGCCACCGUGCCGGCGGAGCGGCUACCAUGCCUGAAGGAGGCGGGACUUGGUCUGGAGCCAGGGGAGGAGGAAGGGGAGGAGCUUGCAGAGGAUGAAGAGGAGAUUGACUGUGCUGAGAGGGAGUUGCGUCGCGGACAGAUCCUCUGGUUCAGAGGCCUCAACCGGAUCCAGACUCAGAUGGAGGUAGUGAGCACGUUCAAGCGAAGCGGCUCGUUUCAGGGAGCAGUGAGAAGGCGCUCCUCCGUGCUCAGUCAGCUCCACGACAUGCGAGUGGUGAAAGCAUUCCGUAGUUCGCUGUACGAGGGCCGGGAGAAGCCAGAGUCCCGCAACUCCAUCCACAACUUCAUGGCCCACCCGGAGUUCCUCAUCAAUGACCUCAUCCACAACAUCCCGCUGAUUGAUGACACUGAUGUGGAUGACGAAUCAGAGCUCAGCAGAUACCAGCACGUGCACCCGGCCCUUCGCAAGCCGCCACCCCCUCCCACUCAGCCCCAGCCCACGUCCCGCACCCGCCCCACCCGCCCAUACCGCCAGUAUAGCCUCCCAGUGACCCAGUGCAACCGAAAUAAUAACAACAGCAGCAGCAGCACUUCAUCAAUUGCCCCUGACGACAUGCACAGCAUCAUCCCUGUUACCCCCGGCAACCACCAUCUCCAUCAUCACCACCAUCAACACUGCAGCAGCCAUCAUACCAGGGACCGGCUGGGGAAACCCGCAACCCCUCACCUAGCCCACCUCUACUGUGUGGAGACCACCUUAUGACUGAGUAGGUGGGGGUGGGGGGGAGGAAAAAAUGGGAGCAGAGGAGAGAGCUUGAGGACGCACACAUGACAUUUUCAUCCAGUCUCUUUUGUCACACGAGGGGGGGGGGCAUGCAGGAGAGAGAGGACAAUGGCCGCAGAUUGCUACUUCUAGCUCCAUGAGAAUAUUGACACUUUCAAGCCCUUUGACCCCCCUCAAACUACGACCUACGCCCCCUCAGCAGCCUCCUGCCCACCCCACCUUGGCCUCACUCGCUUUUUCACCCGCCCUGGUAACGGCGGGUUUGGCGAUGGAGUAAAUCCAUCCUUCAAAGCGCUAUCAGACCUGGGUCGUGAGGCAACGGGGGGACUCCAGACCUCUCCCGUUCAUAUUGGUGUUCAUUCAUUCUGGUUGCCAUCGCAACCCCCCCACCCCCCGCCUCCUGGCCUGCCAUGACAUCACGAUGAUGUGGUUAUCGUCAACUCAUUUGGCUUGUGAUCUAAUCGUUCAAGCUUUAACUUGCCAUUUCUCAACAUAAUGGUGCUCAUUGUUUGUUUCUCACACGGCUUCAGUUCUUCUCCCGCAUGACGUCAUUUUUCACUUGACUUCCUACUGUCCCCUCACCCCAGCCCUCUCGCAAUGUGCGUGUGUGUGUUGUCUUGUCUGUCUCUUCUGGGGGGGGUUGGGGAAGCUAAAUUGAAACAAAAAUUCAAGCAAAUACUAUUCAUUUAAGCCUAAUAGUAAAUGAAGGAUAUACAGUAUAUACAUAUGUAUAUAUGAAUAUAUAUGUUAUUUUUUUGAAUGAUUGGAAAGCGACAACACAGAACUUCUUCAGUCGCCAAUCCUCGAAUGCUGCCCGAAUGCCAUGUUGUGUGUGUGGGGGGUUCACACAUAUACAUACAGUACACUGGGCCCCCGCAUAUAAUGAACUGAUCGAUGGCAUAUGUGUCAACAUUAUAUUCUGUCUAGGCUCCUCAUUCCACACGUUGUUUUGCCUCGCUUUCCCGAAUCUUCUUUCCUUUUUGAGGGGAAAAAAGCUGAAUGCUUGUGAAGCAUUAUCCCUUUAAAUGGCAUCAGGUCACAAUGCACAGACUAUGGCCCUUUAAGACGAACAUGCACUCACCUCAAACCCGCUCCUGCUCGCAUGCCAUCAGGUCGUCUCCAUCACAAACCAGCCAACCCCCCCUCCCCCGUCGCAGGAUGCGGAUAGAUAGAUGGUUGAAUUGAUAGCUUUGUUGCCACAAAGCGACAAACAACUGGAAUCUUGCAGGCUAAGUGUUACCCAGAGUAUUAGCUACACACAUCAUGUCGUGUCGAUGACGACACGUUCACCGUCAUCGUGUUGUCAAGUUGAAGAACCAGCUCAUAGUGCUUGCAUGAGAAGACCCAUAUUAUCAUAUGUUAUACGCUUGGCAUUUUAUUUCUUUAAAACUGGAAACCACGGGUGUGAGUCCGCCCAAACGCGUGUGAUGCUGACGACGCAGCUUGCUUGUAGGGCAAACCAAGGCCAUUGAGGACAUGAGCCUCAGCCCCAGAAUCUCAAAAGAGGCAAAAACACAUCUUUGAUGACUAAUACGGAGAGAGCGUUACAAAUGUCCCCACCCCAGCACGAUAAUAUAUAUUGAAAUAUUGAAUCAUUGUCUUUUGUUGUCUUUGCUGUCUGGCCGGGAGAAAUGACGUGCGAUUUUACUGCCUCAUAGUGAGGCGUGUGGGGUCCAUUUUGAACCCCAUGGAAGUUACCAAAUAUGGUUCUUUGCCCCAUAAGUGUUGCAAGUGAACAGACCCGUGCUUGAAGGUCUUGUGCAGUCACUCUACAAAGAGACAAACACUAAAAGGUAACAGUAAACUAAUUCUGGUGACAACUGUAACACAAUCAUGACAGUUCCUGUAACCCAUCUGGUUUAGCCAGCCCAGGGUUCCGCAGAAAAAGAGUUGAGUGCACUAACCUAGCCCAGACUGUCAACUCGAUGUCCAGCGUGACUCUUCAGGUUCAGGGAGUUGGGUUUACCAACGUACAUUCGCACAGCCACACUAGCUGGCAUCCGUUAUAUGAGCCCCAUGAAGAAGAAAAAACUCCCCCACGGACUGGGAUUGAGUCCAUGCCCUCUGCUUUAAAAGGCAGCAGCUGUACCAUUACACCACCAGGGUGAUGAGUGCAGUGUCUUAGUACUCUCUUUUUCGUCUCUCCUGCCUCUGGCUGACUUGGUGCGCUAUCCCUCACAGCGGCAGUGCCGAGAACACCCCCCGUCGCACAAAAUACGCACAGCGCAUGUUCAGCGUGUAGAGGGGGGCGGCUCUGAAGCAUUUUUGAUAGGCAAAACUGAAUGACAUGCCCUUAGUUUGCCCUAUUAAUCUCCUCUGCGUUGUCAUGGUAACAAUGUGAAAAAGGAAUCAUGGAGUGUUUUAAGAUGUAACAUUGGAGGCAGAGCUGCAUGAGCACAAAUCUUUUGACAACACACUUGAUGGAACGACAGCGGGCGCCAUGUGAGCUGGUGGCGUCACAUUCCUCCACAUCCAUCAUGCCCACACACCAGAGUGUCGCCCAGUGCCCCAUGUUACAGCGGGUGUGCGUGAACUGCUGACUUCAUGUCGCCCCGGAGCGCCGCUGCAACGCGAUGCAAAUCAACAAUCUCGCCACCCCCAGCCCGCCAAACACCGCCUUCCACCAGCCCCCCCCCCCCAGACCCCUACCGCAGUUUUCUCCUGUUGACUUCCUGACCGGACCCACCAUGGGAAACAGGCAAGGGCGGAUAAUAUGCAACUUGACUUGACAUGUCAUCACGUGUAAACCCAGAUUAGAAAUGCAGUGCAACAGGGAUGCUAACACAUGCAAAAACAGCGCAGGAACACGCGUGUCCUGCGAGUUCUGUUUCAGGAUGGGCGCAAGGCUCUCUGGGAACAUCCUUAACUGUACAGAACUCUUGUCUUCUUGAAUGCUCAUCAUCAUCAUGGCCGCCACCGACACCCGGGUGGUAGCAUUGUGUUGCUCUGUCUGUUUGGAAGCAUGCAUUUUGGUAUCAUUAAUGUCACUCUUUAUGUGUAGGUAAAUCAUUUAGGCUACUGUCACGACUGUGUGCUAUGAACUCUCCACGUUAGCUCUGUCUCUCUCACAAACACACACACACGCACGCACGCACACACACACACACACACACACACGCACGCACUCCUGUUCCAGUCUAACCUUGUCUAUUUCAGCGCCUCGUAGCACAGCUCUGUCAGUGCUUCUUACAGUACACGAAAAGAAGAAAAACACAUACUGAUGAAUCUUACAGUGUUGUAAAUUAGACGGUCCAGUUCCUGCCAUCUCUGUCCAUCCGUCCAGCCAUGUUACAUCAUGAUGUUGUGAGAUAGUUUUAACAGAAGGCAAAGCAGAACGUGACAAAGAAUAUAUUUAUCCAAAAUUAGAAACUUGUACGACUGCAUCCAAACUGUACAGAUCGCCCCAAAAUGUGCACACGCGCAAUUUUAAUUUACAGGUACUAUGUUCCUGUUACUUUUUUUAUGCUGUUCUUUUAUUUUAGUCCUUUUGCUUUUUGUAAGGAGGAACAACAAAAUGGAAGCACUUGUAUAUUACUAUGGUUACUGAUUUUCUCCACCGGUGCUCCCACUGAUGGAAAACAGACGUCGCACAUUCUCCUGAGCAUAUUCUGAGGGCUGUGUUUUCUGUCCAUUGAACAGCCCCCGAAGCGUGCAGUUCAGUCUCUUUAAGACCUGAGGCGUGACUCUGUAAAUAGGCAAACAGGAGAUACAAUCGUACCUCAUUAUGAGCUAAAGGACUGGACAAAAUGAGGCUGGACAACUGGAGGGUGGCACAGAGCUAGAGACUGCAGAAGUGCAAUGCAUUGUUUGCAUUGUUUAGGCUGCUCUUUUAGAUCUGCUGCAAGUAUUCACGGCCGGGGAGAAACUGAGGCUUUUACAUUAUUCAUUAUACAUACUGUUGUAUAUUUUGUGCGUGGAAUGGUUCCCCUUCUUGCACACUGCAGAGCUGUUCUGCCGACAGAAAAUACAGCCUGAACUGUGCUGAAAUGAAAAAAAAAGACCAAAAAAAAAAAACCCAUAAAGACUUGAAUAUAUUAAAGAGUUACCUGCCUGUUAUUUAAAUGAAUAAAUAUCUAUAUAUGAGAAAGAACACACCUGUAUACUGUAGACUAAAACUGUAUGGAAAUCUAAGAUAAUUUAUCGGGAAUUAAGUCCAACACCUUUUGUCUGUAUGAAAGAAAAAAAAAUACAUCAAAGUAUUCUACAAUAAUAACUUUGACAAAGUCUGUGUGGUCCUGUGUUGUUUGUUCUCUCUUGAACGUCUCGUCACCAGUGGCAUGGAUUGGGCCUCGUUCACAAACACUUCUGGAGGUUUUUUUGGUUUCCUUUAUUCAAGCCAUCUUGACACUUGCACAAAUUUUGUCCCCACAGUGGUACGCAAUUUCGCUUGCCAAUGACGACAUUGGCCGUGGAACAGGCGUGAAGUAUGUGUAAACUGUGUGGGGCUGCUUGCCGGAGUCGCAAACACAACGCAACCUAUUCGCGAGCAAUGCGAGCGGUGCGUAUCGAAUCGUGUCACAUGCCUUAUAAUUGUCGUAGAUGGAUCCAGCUUUGCGUGGCUUCUUCAGAGCAACUUGUUUGCCGUCCACAGCCCCCAAAUACUUGUGGUAGUUCCAUCUGGAACUAAAACUGAUCAUAACGCCUUAAGUGCUGUCUUCCAGUCACCCAUACUGUCUGCGCUUUCCUUUUUCCAGAAAGGCCUACUGUUAAGGAUGUUCCUUAAUCGAUAAAUAUAGAUUCAAGAGUUUUUUAUAUUGUUUUUUAUAUGGGUCCAAUUUGCCAGAGGAUAUUCCUUUUAAAACACUUCAGAAGUGUCAUCUCUGCAUAGUUACUCAAACAAUUACACAGCAACAGGAUUUCAGGGUAUUCCAGGAGUAUGGCAUACCGGAUCACCAACUUCGGGGCUGUUCACUCCCUGUGUGACCGGUGUCAGAGCUCAGUGCGCAUUGCCGGCAUUACGUCAGACUCGUUUCUAGUGAAGUUUGGACUCCGCCAGGACUGUCACCGUUUCCGUUCGUAACUGUUACGGACAGAAUUUCUAGGCACAGCCGGAGCUUUGGGGGGGAUCCAGUUUGGUGGCUGCAGGAUUGGUGGAUGGAUGCAUAGCUUUUGAAACCAAUACACCGAAACAGAAGACUUGGGUUGUGGCGCACCAUCAUUGUGAACAUGCUGUUGUUUACGGCAAUGUUCGUGCACUUGUGGAUGUUGUGGCUAACUCCCAUUCUCUGUACCACUUGCCAGGCGUACUUAAACCUUUCUUAAUAUUCCAAAAUGUAUUUCAUCCCAUGAAUAAGCAAACGCGGCACUUAAAAGAAUUAUUUACAGCUAUAAAAUCAAUGAGAUAUUCACAAAUUAGCAAACUACAUUGCACGAUCAAUCAGAUUACAUUAUGCCCAAGUACUUAACAUUUAUUGAUGUAGUAGUUUGCCACUAUUACUAGAAUUUGUCAAAUUUUAAUGCAAUAUGACGCUAGAGAUGUUAUUUUAUAUAAAUACACUGCUUUCAAAUGUGGAUGCAUUUUUUUUUUACCUUGCUUGUUUUUCUUUCAGGAACUGCUGCAGAAGUCUUUUGCUAACUUUGCCACCCUCUUGUUAUCACUGAAAUGGGUGUAAUGAUCUGAUAUCACCACAAGAUGGGGCAAGAAGUGUCCCUGAAUGAGGCUAAUACGGGGGUCGGCAACCUUGCAACCAUCAAAAGAGCCAUUGUGCCUCUGCUUUCAGUAAAACAAAUAAAAUAGUCUGGAGCCGCAAAACAUUACACAGCUUAUACACUUUUAAAAGUUUUAAUCUUUUUUAAAUUGGACUUGUUACAACAACACAAUUCAACUCACAGAAGCGCAUGUGCAGGUCUACUUUGAAAUCAUUUGAACACUGAACUAUGGAGGCCUUUUGGAGUCAUUCCUGUGUUUGUGUAAAAUUAAAAGUAGCCAACUUGAACAUAAAAAAGCCCAUCAGAGUUCACAUAUCUCGGCGAAAAAGCCGCAACAAGGAGGCUGAAGCGCCAAACGCGGCUCCGGAGCCAUGGGUUGCCGACCACUGGGCUAAUCAGUUGAAGUUUAGAAAAAAACAAAAACAACAUAUCAUGGUGCUUAAAGGCUAAAAUGUAAUGUCUGUGUAUGCCUACGCAGCUUCUCAGGAGGUUAAGCGUGCCUUGCUAGUAAAAUCACAGGCCUUGUGUCCCCAUUGGUGUUUGGAGCGAGUGUGUUUUUACUUUACUUUUUUUUUUGGGCCUAACUAAAUGGUAAUGUAAACAUGCUGGACUUUAAAGGGUUAAAAACCCCAAAAUAUAAUUAAUAAUUGUGUAUUAUUUAGGCAGAAACGUUUAUAUUUUUUUAAAUGCAGAUUUUAAGUACCUUUUUUAUAACUUUAGGCCCAUAGGGUGUAUUUAAAGGUACCCCACUCUGGGGGUGGAGAAGUAUGACGGAAGUUCUCCAUUGGAGGUGCAUGACUGACUUACAGACGCUAUAGUGACAAAAUGUUGCGUUUUCAUUAGUGGUACUAAACUGUACAAUAAGUACAUAUACUGUACGUCUAUUACACACAGGGACGGACCAUUAAGGCAAAGUAGGCAAUUAGGCUCUGCAAGGGCCAGGGUCACCACUGCCAGCAGUACCCAUAUAUAUAAUCAUGUAUAAUUAUGUUAGCAAACUAAAAAAAUAACACAACAAAAAAGAACGCCAUCUGAAAGAUACAUUCAUAUUAUCAACCCCCCUCUCCCCCACACUAUAAUGGACUGUUCCAUGAUGACCGAGGUAAUGCGCCUUUGUGAGAAGCUAACUGUGAAGCUACUUAAAAUGAAGCGAAUUUACCAGAGCGGGUUUGAGAAGAGGUAACGGCGAGAGGACGCCAAAAAUAUAUAUUGCCUCAUGGGCGAAGGUCUCAAAAUUCUCUAAGGUGUCGGUAGAAAAAAUGUCAACGUCCGCUAACUACCGCGGACUGUGAGCCGAGUUCCAGUCUGCUACCGGAUGCUGAGUUUGGUGCUGCGACACCUCACGUGUGUGUGAAGUCCAGUGAGAAGUUACAGCAACAAGUAGCACUUCCUUUCUUUGACAUUUAUGCAAUGAAAAACAUGGACUACAAUAUGGAUGUGCUUCAACAAGAUAAUGAGAAAAUAUGAAAAACCUCCAUUGGACGUCUCUCCCAUGUGGAAAUUGGGAGAAAACAAUAGUUAGCUAAGUGUUUAUGUCUGUGAGAGACCAAAACAGCGAGAGUUUGUGUUCAGAGAGGAGGCGUUAAUGAUUUCUCCCCAUUUCCAUGCCUUCCUCCUGACACUGUAUAGUUAUGACUGUUGGGAUAUAUUGUUUUGUAAUUGCUUUUGUUAG